CAGUUCGUUCAACGAUUAAAAGACCUUCACGAGUAUACACCAGAAGGAGAACCUGUUCUAGAUACCUUCGCAGAAGUCCAACAGGAAUGGCAUCUUUGGCGAAGACGAUACCAUCUCUUUCUUUGUGAUCAGCCUAGGAACAUUCUUUCCACCACCUCCGAGCCCCAGCCUGAGCUUCCAAUAGAUUCAUUCACCCAAUUCGCAAAGAUUGAUGAGGAACUCUGGGCGUGGCACUUUAACAUGCUUGAUGUGGGUGGGACACCUAGUGCGUCAGUCAACAGGGCAUUCUGCGGCUUUGGAAGAGAGAUUUUCACUGAUACAGGACAAUAUUUCGUGACUUUUGAUGCCACACACCACGAUGGAUCCGAGACGACGACGCAGCAGCCCACAGUGAUAAGGAAUCUCACUCUUGACGAGCGUGCGCUUGUGCUUGCAGCAGCAGUUAACAUUGAUUAUGAUUAUUUCUCGAGACAUUCGGAGGGUCAUGGAUUGGGGUUCCUGAUGUUGUGGAGUUCGAGGGAAUGA
Suillus plorans is the source of this 525-nucleotide messenger RNA. RefSeq names its product Scramblase-domain-containing protein. Gene Ontology annotation, biological process: plasma membrane phospholipid scrambling. Gene Ontology annotation, cellular component: plasma membrane. The transcript has 6 exons. Gene Ontology annotation, molecular function: phospholipid scramblase activity. Lineage: Eukaryota; Fungi; Basidiomycota; Agaricomycetes; Boletales; Suillaceae. The annotation marks the transcript as partial. The record is from RefSeq and is a predicted model, not a curated record.